AACUAUUUUCAUUAUGAUUGAAGGCGUGGCACAAGAGGUACUUUGUGUUGAGGGACUCAGUGAUGGACAACACAUCGAUUUUAGAAAUGCAUAACAAUCAACACGACAUCAAAGCCAACUGCACUCCACUCCUGGCCCUCGAGCUCAACGAAACGGUUCACAUCGGCAUUGCUUCCGAGUCCCACAGAUUCUCCAAUGUAUUGGUGUUGGUCUGUAACGGAAGGGCACCUCUACUGCUGGCCGCCGACGACGAAAUGGGAGCCCGGUCGUGGCUGUUGGCCCUGGACCUGACCGCUCAGAGCCGCAACACCGAUACGGGCCUAAUGUCGGUGAUGAGCACGAGUGCCAAAUACAUGUGGAAUAACAACUCGUGUCAAAACACUGUGUGUACGACACACUCGGACCGUCACAGCCAUCAUCACACGGCCGGCCAUCACACACACCACCAGAACUCCGAGUCCGACGACAGUACAAACGGGUCGGCCUGUAGUUGCGCUCCGGCUUUCGUACGCGAGUCGUCCGGUUUCUCAGACCCGACGCACGGCAUGAGUCGAUUG
This is a messenger RNA of Medioppia subpectinata, 557 nucleotides long. The record is from the annotation of a GenBank genome assembly. Lineage: Eukaryota; Metazoa; Arthropoda; Arachnida; Sarcoptiformes; Oppiidae.